AUGAAGCAGUCGAAGCAGAACGACCAGCGAAAGGCAGCUGAGUCAUCUCGCUCCAGCUGGAGACAAGCUUCCCUUCUCUUGCUCCCCCAGACCAUGCCUUUCCACAGGCAUCACCAUCGCGUUUCCUCCUUUGAUCCUCAGAAUGCUUCUCUAGACAGCGCUGGUGGAGCUGUUCUUGGCGUCACUCAGGCUGCGCAGACCCUUGGCGCCGUUGGAUCGCCAUCCAGCUCUUUGCGCAUGGGCAACUUUGGCACCACGUCCGCCGACACCACCGAUGGAAUCUUCCUGCCCACUACAAGGGACGGUCCAGGAGGAGCUUACAAUCAGGCUGCUGCGUAUCGAAGAAAAUCUGAAUUAAUCGAAAUGUCCUCCUCGCAGACGUUCGAAUCCUCCCGCAAGGCCGCAGCCUUCGGGCGUCAGCCAGAGGAGCUUCACAUCCCCCCAGCAAACCCCACGACGUCAAAUAUAUCACUCCAGCAGUCCUCGCGCGAUUACCCUGCACAUUCCGAUAUAGGGACUGCCAACGUCCCUUCGAUCAGUGUCCAUCCGUCAAGCGCCCAGACCGGUCAGUAUUCAAGCAGCGGUAACAGCAGUGCCGCUCUCCCUGGAGCGCUUCAGCCGGGCAAUGCCAGUCGUCCGCCAGUCGUCUCUAUGAACACGGCACCGUCAAUACUCCCUACCCUUCCUCAGAUUUCGUUACAAUCGCAACAACAGACUACGGUCUCUCGCCCCCCGAAUUUGCACGGACACUCAAGGUCAAGCCCUGCGGGGUUCGAACAGUCCAAGUACCAGCAACAGGGAACAACUGAGAGUCGCAAAUAUGCAUCAUCACCGGGCGGUAAUAUUCAGGCUUAUCCCCAAGGCUCGAAAUACUCUCCCCUUGGAUUAGCGGACAUACGGCCGCCUGGGGAGCUGCUUCCCGAUGCGGCUGCGCUCAGUCCUGCAUUUCGAGCGUUCAACGAAGAAGCGCAGGCUCCCACGAACAGCAACUACGUGGCCCCUUGGCCUAUAUAUGCAGUAGAUUGGUGUAAAUGGCCAAUCCCGGGAGGCACAGGUUCUUUCUGCGGGAAGGUUGCCAUCGGAAGCUAUUUGGAAGACAACCACAACUAUAUUCAAAUUAUUGAUACUCACUGGACCCAACCGGACCCAGAUACCCCGGAUGCGGUAGCUGGUGAGCUCGAAUUGGAAUACGUCAAGACUGCUGAAGCCACGCAUUCAUAUCCUGUCACUCGAAUACUAUGGGAGCCUCCAUCCUCCCAAAAGCAGUCGACAGAUUUAUUGGCUACAUCAGGCGAUCACUUGCGCCUUUGGUCGUUACCGACGACCCAGACCUUGCACAAUUCCAACUCCAUUACGCGCCCGUCGGGCCAGAGAGAGCAACCGGCAGCCAAGCUCUCCCCAUUGGCCUUACUUUCCAAUUCCAAAUCACCCGAGCACACAGCUCCGAUCACCUCACUUGAUUGGAAUAUGAUCUCUCCCAGUCUGAUCAUCACCUCUAGUAUAGACACGACUUGUACAAUUUGGGACAUCCCAACUCUAACGGCCAAGACGCAAUUGAUUGCUCAUGAUAAGGAAGUCUACGAUGUGCGUUUCUGCGCAAACAGUGUCGAUGUGUUCGUCAGUUGCGGUGCGGAUGGCAGCGUGCGCAUGUUUGACCUCCGGAGCCUUGAGCACAGUACGAUUAUUUACGAGCCGUCGGAGAAAAAUGAUAAACUUAUGAGCCCUGGGAAUUCCAGCCCGUCAACAUCUCAACAGUCAUCUACUUGGCCACCGCCGUUACUGAGAAUUGCAGCAUCCCCUCACGACUCUCACCUUCUUGCAACUUUCUGUCAGGAUUCUAAUAUUGUCCGCGUGCUGGAUGUGCGACAGCCAGGUCAAGCGUUGUUAGAGCUGAAGGGACAUGGGUCAUCCAUCAAUUCUGUCGAAUGGUGCCCAAACCGACGCGGGGUUCUUGCGUCGGGGGCAGACGACUGUCUUGUUCUUCUAUGGGAUCUGAUCAACCAGCACAAUGCAGCACCCCUUACGGCGACACCACAUAUACAUAACCCUGGCAUUACAACAACGACAUCAGAGCGCGGCCCCGCAGCAGCGUGGCAAUGUGGUUAUGAGGUGUCGAACAUCAGCUGGUCUCCACAAGGCGGGACCAAUACCUCUGGACACCCGCGGGAUUGGCUUGGGGUAUGCGGUGGCCGAGGAUUCUGGGGAGUUGCACUCUGAGAAACGUUUAGGAUGCUUUAAACUGUUAACAUUUUUUGCUUUUGUUGUUGUUUUCUUUAUAUUGCUUCUUCUCUUUUUUGUUUUCUUUAUCACUGUCCUUUGCGCUUGGCCACGGUACUAUUUCCACAGACCAACGAAAAGAGGCGGCUGAAUUUCAUUGGAAAAUGAGCGAUUGCAUGAGUUAUGAAUGAUUUGGAUGAUGAGAACGAGCUGGUUUUUUUUGCCCCCCUAAUUCUCGUUCCCAUCAUAGGCCUACGUAUGCCACUAUACAGACUUUUUAUUCUACCAUCACGGAGACGUUCCCCUUCUGUAUGUCACCACCUUCAUGAGGGUACUCAGGGUGAUUAUUAGUGAGUAUUUCACAUUGAUGGGGGUUAAACUCGCCGAGUUGGUUGUCCUAGCUAGGGAGGAGUCGGGCAAACUAGUUAACUAACUCUUAAAUGAAGUAGUUAUGUCGUG
This is a messenger RNA of Monascus purpureus, 2676 nucleotides long. The record is from the annotation of a GenBank genome assembly. NCBI's taxonomy places the organism in Eukaryota, Fungi, Ascomycota, Eurotiomycetes, Eurotiales, Aspergillaceae.